CUUGCAGAUCUUUUGGCUCUGCAGUCCCAUUUCAGAGCCUCAGUUCUCAGCCACAUAACCUCCAGGCAGAGAAUCACAUUUGAGGAGAUGCUGCCUCCUUCUACUCCCCAGCCUGCCUUGGAUCUUCUGAAGAAACUUCUUGUGUUUAACCCUGACAAAAGACUGACAGCAGAGGAGGCUCUGCAGCACCCUUAUGUGAGGAGGUUUCACUGUCCUGCCAGGGAGCCCUCUCUGGAUCAUGAUGUCAUUCUGCCUCUGGGUGAUGACAUCCAGCUCUCUGUGGCAGAAUAUCGAAGUAAAUUAUAUGAGAUGAUCCUUGACAAGAAAUUCAACAACCAGGGAAAGGAGCCAGAGCAGGGAGAAAACAUUCAACUAAAGCCAUCAAAAUCUGAGGCACUUCUUCCAAAUCCCAGUUCUGUGACUGUAGCUGCCAGGAGAGACCCAAGAGAACCAACCCCACCUCUUCCAAAAGCUUCACACACUCAACCUGGGACCACAGCCCUUGGUCAGACAGAAGCAGCCACACAAGGGGAAGAUUUAGCAACAACUUUCUGCCAGCAAGCAAAGAUCAACGUGAUGCACAAUGCCCUGACUCGUGGUGCUGGGCAGGGUGAUGCAAGUCCUGGUGCUGUGGUCAGGAACCCUUCUCCUUCAGCUCCUCACAAGGACAGAAUCUCCAAAACCAGGAGAGUGGGGAGACAAAUCCCCCAGGGCAAUGCUCAGACACCUCCUCAGACUGUACAGAACAUUUGUAAUCACCCAGGACACCCCCAGGUCCCCAGGAAGGAUCCUCGUCCCCUCCCCAAGCCCAGCAGGAGGAUGUUCCAGAUCAGUGCCAACGUGGGAGCUGCAGGUGAUCCCAGAGCAUCCAUGGGCAGCUACUCCCAGGCCUAUGGAACCAUCUCUAAAUCUGCACUCCAGAAUCUCCCAAUAUCCAAGUCCUCCCAAGGCCACCAGCAGUGAGUAUGGAGCUGUCCUGAGCAGGGGAAGGGUCUCAGCAGGACCCUCGUGGAGCCAGGAGCAGCCACUGAGGGCAACAUCCAUGAGGAAUGGGGCAGCUGCCCCGGGAGGAGGGAUCCAGUGCAUGGAGCAGUGUCCUCCUCUCCUCUGCAGCCUUCCAGCCCCACCAGACAAGGGCCCAGCACUAUUUGCUCCCAUUCCCUGAGCACAAUAAACAGUUGGUUCAUGUUCCUCACGUUGGAAUUGUUGCAAAGAACAAGAGAGAGCUGCAGUAUUCUGAGUGUAUCUUGAGG
Molecule: messenger RNA, 1253 nt
Organism: Calypte anna (Anna's hummingbird)
Lineage: Eukaryota; Metazoa; Chordata; Aves; Apodiformes; Trochilidae
Gene: MAPK15
Product: mitogen-activated protein kinase 15
Exons: 6
Source: RefSeq, a predicted model, not a curated record